AUGACAAGCAACAAAAAAGUACACGACGCAAUUUUGUAUCGGUGGGACCGAUCACAAAUUUCUGCACCAAAAUUUCACACAUCCACGCAAUUAACGACUAAAAUAACUAAUAUUAUAAACAUUAUCACCCCGAAGACGACUCAUAACUCAAGAUCUUGCUCAACUGAUCAUUCCAAAUUACCUUUAUUCAUCACAUCUGGGUUUUCUCCACUCGCCAAUCUCUGAUGAAAAGGAAAGACAUCAACUUGGAGCAUAGCAUGUACUCUGCCGCCCUCUUGUGCUAAAUGUAUGUGCACUGUCAGCGUAAAGGGAAUUUCCCAGAAUUUGGAGUUGUCCUUUACACGUCCACUUGCAACUAGUCCAGAUCCUUGCCUGCGCUGCAGAUCCGGUCCAGAAUUCAUCUCAUUUUGGACCGAGGACAUAUUGAUGAAGGAUUGAAGAACGUGUCACACGAUGGCAGAACGCCAACCACGUACCCGGACGCGAAUUCUAAAGGACAGUGUGGAGGAGAAAAUCAACCACUUCAAAAACCUGGCACGCCAACAAGGUCUGACAAGAUCUGACAUCGAUGACUGCAUCAUUUUAGCACUCAAGGCUAACAAAAGACAAACUAAACCGGCUUCAAAAUUAUGGAGAAAUCUAGCUCAAGGGACGAUCAUCUUCUCGAUCAUCUUGCUCUGUCUUUGGGUCAUUGUCAUUAACCACAAGCCAACCAAGCAAUUCUUUGAACUCCUGUUUUUCAAGACGUCUUAUCCAGUAAUGAGAGCUGUUAGAUUACUCAGUCUACCUCUUGCAAGGAGGGUCGAUUUAAGUUACAUCUAUUACUCGGAAUGUGCCUUACCAAAUCCCCUGUAUCAUGGAGCUACUGAUUUACCCGACUGCUAUCCAUGCACGUUUGUGUCUAGUAUUGAAGUCAUCGAAGGCACUUCGAGCCUUUUCAGUUUUGGACGGCCUUUCAUCUUUAAGGAUCCAAAAGUCAAUCAGUUCACAUAUGGCGAGAUGCAGACAUGGCACAGUAAGAACUGGAAGAUCUUCAGUCAAACCAGAGCAGAUCAUAUUCAGUCUUCCAAUCCAUUUGUACAUUCAACUGCUGAUCUAUUUGCAGAGGAGAGAGUCGAGGAUGAUCUUGAACAUUCUCCAUUUUCAUUUGAGUGGAGAGUAGCCAGUGCUGGUAGUGUGCGUCUAGUCAGGAACCUUUGUGGUAAACCAAGCUUUAUUCCUUCCGGGUCAGAGGUCAUUCCUGAGAUGUUCCUCAUCAUCGAGUCUUCCUCAUCUUAUCCUCAUAAUAUGCCUAAACCGUCUUUCCCUGGCUAUGCCUGGAUAUCACAAUCUCACGGAUCAAGAGAGAUAGUCUUGUCUCCAGUCUCACAAUGCAAGAACAACUGCACGGACGUCUCACUCCUACUGGAACCCGGCAACGUUUUGUUCCUUGAUACAAGAUACUGGGAGCUUCAAUCUUUUCCAUUCGGAGACGGCGGCAUCAGCAUAUCCUGUCUGGGUUCCUUUGCAUGAUCAUAGGCAUCUACUCAGUCCUAGAACCUUGCAGAGUCCAUCCAUCUUGCAGCCCGUCAGAUAUUCCAAGUUCGAAGACCAGCAAUGCAUGAGAUUUUAGACAGGGAAGAGUGGCUCAGCUCGAGACCACCAGCCAUUGUGUGUGAAUGUGUAUGGGGAUAGGCUACGAUAAAGGUGUGAAAAAGAGAUUUGGGGGAUGAGCAAGAGGGCGCCAUGACAUAUGCUCUGGCGACAAUUGCUUAUAGAUGGAAAAUCUGCAUGUCAAGCCAAACCUAAAACGUAUCCUCCAACACUAAAACCCUAAUCCUUAACUUUAUAUUAUUCUGAACCUGAAACUCUAUUAUUACAAUCCUAACUCAAACCCUUUGCCCUCUGAGAUAUGAAGACCAGAGGAAAUGUCGCAGGAGCAAAUGUUGUGUCACCGAGCAAUGCGGGAGUCUCAUGCCAAACUAAGGCUUGUGAAAUUCACAUGUCUGGCUCAUUCUGGUACCUUAACUGGGAUGUGCUGGAGGACAUUUCAUCAACAUUUGUAUUUCUCUCUGAGGAGUUGUCAGUUCUGACAAUAACUAUCCUUGAUUUUGAUUGGACGGGAAGCAUGUGUGUGUGUGUGUGACUGUUACUAUGGUUGCUGUCAGAUAAAACAUGUUUUGUCAGAAUUUUUUUUAGAAAAGUCCUUUAUAAAUCCCUACCUUGUCAGAGAAGAGUUCAGUAGAAUCUGAUCGAUAUCUAAUGUCAAUGUAAGCACUUACAGAUUUUGAUAUUAAGUGCUCUAUAAAUGCAAUAUUAUAUUAAGUUGGUUGUUGCCAGCAAGAUAUAGCCGAUAACAUGAUACAUCGCAGUCUGAAAAUUAGGAUAGCAAGGAAGGGAUGAAAGUAAGGCUUUCAUUUGUGCUUGUACAAGAAAUGCAGGCAUUUGGGUACCGACUUACUAAAUUCUGAGUUGAAGGAAAGAAAUACAGAGCAGCAUUUAUGGUCAAUAAAUGAUUAAUUUUUCAUAAUCAACAAUAUUUCGGUCAUAUCGUGUUCCCACAAUAUAUCAACAAUCAUGUAUCGGGUAACCAUUACAGUAUAUGCAAUAUUAUUUUCAACAUUUCAUUAUUUCGUUUAUAAGAUUUAUAUAUUUUGAGAUUCACUGAAAUAAAGCAAUCAAAGGCCAUCGAUUUAAUAUUUUAUCAUGUAUAGCAUAGAAUGAAGUGCCCAAGACAAACACAAAAACAUUUGGCAUUGUACAUUCAUGAUUCUGUAUUUUUUGUAUUAUUUUGGGCUCGUCAUAAUCAAGGAUCUACAUUACGAGAGUCCUUUUUUUUUUCUUGUAUUUAAUGUAUGAUAGUGGUUCCCAGUUUACUUUUUUUUUUAAGUGCUACAUAUAGGAUGCCAACAUAUUUGCAAAGUACUAUUUUCUGUGAUUUGUAUUUUUCUAUGUACAUGUUAUUAAAAGAGAAAUUGGUCAUUUUUUUAUCAAAGAAUAAA
Molecule: messenger RNA, 2981 nt
Organism: Lytechinus pictus (painted urchin)
Lineage: Eukaryota; Metazoa; Echinodermata; Echinoidea; Temnopleuroida; Toxopneustidae
Product: bombesin receptor-activated protein C6orf89 homolog
Exons: 7
Coding region: 454-1512 (352 amino acids)
Source: RefSeq, a predicted model, not a curated record